Leishmania mexicana MHOM/GT/2001/U1103 is the source of this 2040-nucleotide messenger RNA. RefSeq lists its product as hypothetical. The record is from RefSeq and is a predicted model, not a curated record. The transcript has a single exon. Lineage: Eukaryota; Euglenozoa; Kinetoplastea; Trypanosomatida; Trypanosomatidae. Bases 1 to 2040 code for a protein of 679 amino acids.
AUGAAGGGAAUGGGGCGAGCUUUUGCGGUCAAGUCGAAAUCAGACACCGCCGUUCGCGUCAUCAUUCCGCCGCGGGAUGAUGAGACCGCGGAAGCGGAUCUUUCGGGAGAGUGGCUGGACUGCUGCUUGCGGGAGUAUCUGGAGAGAAAGCGUCUCUUCGAAAAUCGCUUUCGCAGCCGAAGACAACUGACGGCUCGCAUUCUGGCACUCCUUGUGCCUUUCCUCGCUGUGUUGUGGAGCAUAUGGCCCAUGUGGCGGGUGCUGAUCGACGUUGAGACAGAUGCUUACUACAAGGCUUUGGAGGUCCCUUCAACGGCGACGCCCAGCGAGAUCACGCGAGCGUAUCGCGCUAUGAUGAAGCGUUGGCAUCCAGAUAACAAUCCGACCUGUGGACAAUAUUGUCGGGAAAGGACGGAGCGUAUCAAAGAGGCAUACGACGUGCUGCUGUCUCGCAGUAACCAUCGCUUGACUCUCGCCAACCAGUAUCACGAAGGUCUCAUGGCGCUGCGUUCAUUGCUGUCGUUCCGCGGGUUCCAGAUAUCCGGCGAUGCGGCGAUGAAUGUCUUCAUGAUCUUACUGCGGCUGUACCCCGCCAGCGCGAGGAAGAGUGUCGCGCUGAGACUUGCGUGCAGCGUUGUCAUUUUGGUCGUAUGCACUGUGCAUGAGACCUUCUUUGUCAGUGGCUUCAGCAUUGUGACGGUUGUCGAGCUCUUUUACUACUCCCUGUCGAUGGCCAAAGCCUCUGCGCAGCAGCAGUCGAUGGAGGAGGUGCGGCGAAACUCCUAUUUUGAUGUAGUACGCGACGCGUUCGUCUUGCUGGGCUGCGCGAGUGCUGCAAGCAUUGCCGUGCGUUGGAGAGAGAAUACCGCGAUGUCGAUGGAAGAAGCCUCCCGCAUGUUUUAUGGCAGCGUCUACGUUCUCUCGUUCCUGUACAAGUUCUCACCGAACGCGUACGACAACUUUUUAAUGCGUAAGUGCUCACUACCGCUCACGUACUUGGACAUGACGAGUGCAAGGUUCACGUGGACGCGAUUUGCGACAAGCGAACUGAUGUUUCUCGUCGACGAUCUGUUCGUCUUCACGUGUCGCAUCUCCAGCCCUUACCGAGUGGUGGUGUAUAUUACGCAUUUCGUUGCCCUCUGCCAGUUUUUUAUGUUACCAUGGGAUACACCAAUCAUCAACGGGAGGGCCAGCGCAAGAGCAAGAACUGCUGGAAUAGAAGAGCCAAAAGCUCCGGCGUCAGCAAGUGCGAGAACCAGAGUAGCUCAAUCGACCAACAGCGAUGCCAUGGAGACGGCCGAGCAAAGCACAUUUGCCCAGUCUUACAUAACAAAGGAAGAGGAAGAUGUUGUCACCGAUCUCGACAACGAGGCGGUGUCGUGGAUGGAUAUUGCGAGCCUCAAAUACAAGGCUCUCGUCCUGACGCUUGGCCGCAAGCACGCCCAGCAGCACGGCCAGUCGGCAGAUGCCGUUGAUAUUGCGCCAAGUUCUGACUUGCAGAAUGUUUUAGUCGUCGCGUUCUCCCGCGGCACCGGUACCGGGCCGGCUGCAUCUCAACAGAGACUCGACGUUCUUUGUCAGGUGCGUGACCCGGAGAUGAGUCGACUUGUGGCGAUGGAACGCGGACCAAAGAUGAUGGUGCCUGUGCGCCCCAAAUCUCCGUGGAGCCUGGAUCUCGCACGCAUGGAGUAUCGCAAGGUCCUCGGCUCUGUAGCCCCGCUGACGAGUGCACAGGUGUGGCGAAUGCGGGCACCAGGGAGUCCGUCUGCGGCAUGGAAAGCACUAGUGACGACGGUGUGUGGAUGGGUUGUGUUUGCCCUCGUUUGCGCAGUUGCUGGGCCCUCUUCACACGACGCUGUACGGAGCUCCAAAGGCAUCGACAGCUCUCUUCGUCCACAGCUGUUUGCCCGCUUUUUAGGGGCACUGCCGCCAACCCAUUUUGUGAACGCGUUGUCGGGAGGUCUCCUGACCGUGGCGCAAAUUCCCUUCUGCACGUUGGACUGGUGGGAUGCCGGGGCCACACUUGGCUUUGUACGUUAG